UCCUCGUUUUGGUCCCUUCAUCUCUACUUAACACACAACACAACAACCCAACAAGCUUCACAGAUUCUUCAACAUUUUCCACUGUUCCUUGUUCAUUCUUCUUCUUCUCUUUCUCUUCUUCUUCUCCUCCUCUGUUUUGUGAUUUCUACCAUAGUUUGAAGGUUGUGUUUGACGAGGUGGUUUGAUGUCUGUAACAGAGGUUCCUUUUCCUUCAAUGGAAAGCUCUGAGAAUUUCACAAAGAGGAGCGCUGGCUUGAACCUCAAAGCCACUGAGCUGAGGCUUGGCUUGCCAGGCUCUGAGUCGCCGGAGAGGGAGGGAACCAAUGGUUUUUCAGCUCCGCUUAAGGGUUUGUUGUCUGGUGCUAAGAGGGGUUUCUCUGACGCCAUUGAUGGAGGUUCUGGGAACUGGGUUCUCUCUGGAAACGGUGGAUCUGAAAUGGGUUCUGGUAAAGAUGGUGUCUUGUUCUCUCCUCGGGGUGGUGCUGCUGGUAAUUCUCUCGCUCUCUCUGCUGCGCCUAACUGCAACAAUCAACUAACGAAUAUGGCUUCUUCUGUUGUCAAAGAGAGUGUUCCUCAGUCUCCGAAGCCGUUGAAUGAGAAGAAGCCUCAGAUUUCUGCUCCUGCUGCAAAGGCACAAGUUGUGGGAUGGCCACCAAUCCGUUCUUUCAGGAAGAAUUCCAUGGCUUCUCAGCCUCAAAAGGAUGAUGCUGAUGCGGAAGCCAAGUCUGGAUGCCUUUAUGUAAAAGUCAGCAUGGAAGGUGCUCCAUACUUGAGGAAAGUGGAUCUAAAUAGUUUCAGCACUUACAGGGAACUUUCUUCAGCACUUGAAAAGAUGUUCAGUUGUUUUACAAUCAGUCAAUGUGGGGCUUAUGGAGUUUCUAGUCGAGAAAAUUUAAGUGAAAGUAGAUUGAUGGAUCUCCUUCAUGGUUCGGAAUAUGUGCUAACCUAUGAAGACAAGGAUGGUGAUUGGAUGCUAGUUGGUGAUGUUCCCUGGGAGAUGUUCACCGACUCUUGCAAGAGGCUGAGGAUAAUGAAGAGUUCUGAAGCAAUUGGGCUAGCACCUAGGGCCAUGGAAAAGUGCAAAAGCCGCACCUAGAGCAAUGAAGCAUGCCUUUAUCUACACUGAUCCAUGAAGAUGACAGAUCACAUCUGAGCAUAUAAUACCCUUCUUGCUUAUGUAUAAUUCUAUAUAGGAGAUUGGAGCAUCCUAAACUUUUUAUGAUGAUGCAAGAUAUGUUGAUGACAGUAUAUUAGGUUUGCUGUAAACGUCUACAUCAUUUUGAGGUGGACGGUCGAGGUUUUUAAGGUUCUCCCUUACUUCACUUUAAUCACAGUCAUUAAGGCUACCCUUAGUAUGUAAAUUUUGUAUUGCACUGGUAAUCUAGUCUCCCUCUCUACAAGUUAAUGUAAGCCUGUGAGCAUUUUGUUUGUCAUAGAAAGGUAAGAAAAGAAGAACAUCAUACUUUUUCUUUUA
Lotus japonicus is the source of this 1474-nucleotide messenger RNA. Its product is annotated as auxin-responsive protein IAA27-like. The transcript has 5 exons. Gene Ontology annotation, cellular component: nucleus. Gene Ontology annotation, molecular function: protein binding. The record is from RefSeq and is a predicted model, not a curated record. NCBI's taxonomy places the organism in Eukaryota, Viridiplantae, Streptophyta, Magnoliopsida, Fabales, Fabaceae. The coding region runs from base 185 to 1096 and encodes 303 amino acids. Gene Ontology annotation, biological process: regulation of DNA-templated transcription.